Molecule: messenger RNA, 948 nt
Organism: Cheilinus undulatus (humphead wrasse)
Lineage: Eukaryota; Metazoa; Chordata; Actinopteri; Labriformes; Labridae
Product: 5-hydroxytryptamine receptor 3A-like
Exons: 7
Coding region: 1-948 (315 amino acids)
Biological process (GO): regulation of membrane potential; monoatomic ion transmembrane transport; signal transduction
Cellular component (GO): synapse; membrane; neuron projection
Molecular function (GO): neurotransmitter receptor activity; transmembrane signaling receptor activity; extracellular ligand-gated monoatomic ion channel activity
Source: RefSeq, a predicted model, not a curated record
AUGAAGUUAUUUACCCUUAUGUUUUUUUCUCUAUCUCAGCAAGAGAAGGAACAGCAAUUUAUCGCUUACAUUUGGGUUGAUGUGUCAUGGUUUGAUGAAUUUAUUUCAUGGGAUCCCACUGAAUUAUGUGGUAUUAGUUCAGUUAGUAUUCCUGCUAAAUCCGUGUGGACACCAGAUCUGACCAUUGCAGAGAUGACAGAGAAGGACAAGGCUGCUCAGAGCCCAUAUCUUAUCAUAAUGAACAAUGGUAGGGUCUGGCUGAGGAACGACAUGGUGGUCGUCAGCAGUUGCAAGAUGCAGGUUUUCAAAUUUCCCUUCGACACUCAGAGAUGCAACCUCACCUUCAAGUCUGUCAUACACUCUGACAAUCAAAUGAGGCUUGAGCAGCUCAGUGCUGAUAAAGGGAUUGAAAAGUGGUCUCUUGAGAUGAUGAAGACCCAGUCAGAGUGGAUUUUCAAAAACAUGACAUAUAUCAAAGAAACUGUUGACAAUUUUGGUGUCAACCAAAGCACGAUCGUCUAUACUAUCACCAUGAAGAGGCGCUCUGUCCUCUACAUUAUCAACUUCAUACUUCCCAUCGUGUUGUUCUUGUUUCUGGACUUGGCCUCCUUCCUGAUCUCAGACAGUGGAGGAGAGAAGCUCAGCUUUAAGGUCACUGUGCUGCUUGCUGUCACAGUGAUGCAGCUCAUUCUGAAUGAAAUUCUGCCGUCUACUUCUGAAAAGAUCCCACUUAUAGCAAUGUACUGUAUUGGCACAUUUGGGUUGAUGAUGCUGAGCCUCCUGGAGACGAUCUUGGUGAUGUAUCUGAUGGAGAAGGAUUCUGCAUCCCAAAACAGAGAAACAGAUAAAGGCCGAUGUCUGAGUGAGGACUGUGAGGACAAACCGUGUAAAGGCAAAUUCCAUAAAUGUUUACAAGCUGCCAGCAGCUACCAUGACCUGUCACCAUAA